Molecule: messenger RNA, 2585 nt
Organism: Gekko japonicus
Lineage: Eukaryota; Metazoa; Chordata; Lepidosauria; Squamata; Gekkonidae
Gene: HJURP
Product: Holliday junction recognition protein
Exons: 11
Coding region: 1-2409 (802 amino acids)
Biological process (GO): CENP-A containing chromatin assembly
Cellular component (GO): chromosome, centromeric region
Molecular function (GO): histone binding
Source: RefSeq, a predicted model, not a curated record
AUGGCGAUGCGAGGCGGCAGGGAAGCGGGAAUAUGGGGGAAAGAGGAGCGUGACGGGCGUCACCGGCAUGCACGGCGGAAAGAGGAGCGAGGCGGGCGAAGCCGGUACGAACGCCGCGACUCCGAGAGCAGCUCCAGUUUCAUGAAGGGGCACCUGGAGAGGAGCACCUAUCGCUUUGCCUUGUCCAUCUCCAGCAUUGUGGAGAAGUACAACUUUCCCUUUGAAGAUGAUAAGCUUAUCUCCAUCAAGUCACUGAUGUAUGAUACUUCUGAUGGUCCAAAAGCUUGGGGUGAAGAGUCUGAAGAAGAAAACAUAAAUGACUCAGAUGAGGCAUCCAAAAAUUUAUCUGAGGAAGAACAGUCCACGAACUCAUAUGAAGAGAGUCCAUCUGGUACAGAUUUCAAAAAUGAUUCUGAGAUGUCAUCCAUUAAAAGAUAUUUGAAAAAUUUGCACCUCAAGGAGAAUGUUCAUCUUGUCUGUCAUUCUGGAGCUGAAAUGGACAUGCUAGUGAAUGAUGAUGCCUACACUGUGUCAGAAACAACUAUGAUUUUAAGACAAUCAAAGAAUGUCCGUGAAGAACCUUUUCAAGAGCUGGUGAAUGAAUCCUUACAUGGUUAUCGUGCUGUGGUUCCGAGGAAGCAAGGACAUAAUGGGCAUUCUGAAUCUAUGUCUCUCCAGUCAUAUAACUCUACUGCUAAAGAUUCAGCAGAUGAGAUAGUUGCAUCUGGAAAUCUAGCUCUUUGGGAUAGUGAAAAAACUGGCUCUAAUAGCUUUUUGGAAACUUAUGAGUCUGCAGAUGAACGUUGUUCUUGGAAUAAUAUUACAAUAGCAGACUUGUAUCCAGAAAUGGUUAAGACGCUUAGCAGGCUUAUGCAUAAAAUGCCCCAUAAAGCUUCUUCCCGUUCCCAGAUCAAACGGUAUGGAUUCGGGUACUGCCACCCUAAAAAAACAAAUGUUAACACAGCCACUGAGAGAGUGAGGAAAUUCAAGCCAUUAAAACACAAUCGUGUCCUGGCAAUUACGAAAGAAAAUGAGAAGUGUAAAUUGCCCAUGGAAAACAGUGCAAGUAAUAGACUUUUAGGACAUGGGAACAAUCAAAUGCAUCAUACAUUUAUCAGUGAAUCUAGUGUGACGUCUCCUAUAUCCCGUAACGCAGAUGAAAUGAAAAUGGACUCCUCUGAUACUGAAGAUUACUCCUAUGUUGAGAGAGUUGGACGAAAUGGUAAUGGGGCUACCAUUUUUCCUAACAAUCUUUCUGGAAGAAAAAUAUUUCAUCUUAAAAGUCCAUCUUGGAUUCCUUCAUCUUCAGAGCAUGCAAGAAAAGGUCAGCAUUUUGAAGAGCAUUCUGCUGUUUGCCCUGAUGAUCCAGGAGCAACAUUUGAUCUGACGGAAGGAGAUGAACCUGGAAUAACAAGGAUUAUGUCAUUCAAGGCUCCAGCGUAUUUAAAUUUACCUUUGAAUAGAAACACAAACCCACCUUUGCAAGCAAACAAGUCUUCUCCACUGAAAUCUCCAUGUAGGUUAUUCAGAAAUCAUGAGAUUAAAAUUUUCCCUACAACUGGUUCACUACGGCGAAGUCAGUCUUUUUCACAGUUUCUUGUUAAUCACAGUCGCAUCAAAGUUCAGCAGAAAUCUGAAGACGCAUUUGAAAAGAUGUACAAAGAACUGUGUUGUCCACAGGUGCAGAAGUCUUCAGACAUAUGCACAAACCCAACACAGUCUGGUGACAAGCUUUUAAAACCCGAAUUGAGUAAUUGGACAAGGUUUCAUCAGAAACAUAACAAGUCUGGAAUUAUGUAUGUUAGAUCACGUUCUGAAGGAUUUCCAAAGAUCUCUACAUUUCUGAGAGCUGCAAGAUUAAAGAAAUACGAAGGGGUGCAAGUAUCUCACACUGUAAAUGCCCUAGUCAAUUCUCCUGUACGAACUCUACCUACAGUUGCCAGAAUUAAAAGAACAGCAAAUUUUUCUAAUGAAGAUUUUCUGUCUUCACCUGUAAAAAGACUAAAAAAUAUAUCUGAGAGCUUUUCUUCUGGAGUACACCAGAAACUGCCUUACUUGGAGAAUAUUAAUCUUGAUAAAACUGGCAUGACUCUCACAUUGCAUUCUCCUAAUUCAAGCAAUUGGCCUUCAAAAAAAUUAGAUUCUGAAUUCCGUGUUUCUCCAAAUCGCACCUUUUUGGUUGGACCAAGCACUUAUAUGCAUGAAUCCGGGAUUGCAGAUGACUAUGAAUACAUUCCCAAGUUGUUGCAGAGUUGUGAUGCUCUCAAAAGAAUGCAAAACUCUUCAAGAAGGGCUUCCAAAAAGCUCAACUAUAAUGAAAGGAGAGCGAGAGAUGCAUAUAUGGGAGAACUUGUCUGCAAAAAUUACCAGAGAUCAUUUUCAGAAGGAUGUGAAGAUGAAAUGUCAUGAUUAUCUAAAGGAGAAAGAUAUCGAAGUUACAGCCUGCCAUUUGGAAACACACUUCUGGAAUGCAGUUUGCUUCUACACACCCAAGAGACCAUUUUCUUAGAGAUGCAUCAGAUCUGAGGACUGUUGCCUAUACGAAACAAAUGUCAUUUUUGAGGACUUUUUUCUGAUUACCCAAU